AGGAAGUAAACGGGAACUGGAUGUUGUUGUGCUGUGAUCGUUCUGGUUGGUGGAUGUUUAGAGUUGUAUUCUGUUUGAAGUGACCGUGAAAGGAUUGCGAGUUUUCAUAUUUGGUGCACUGGAAUUGGCAAGAUAACAGUAUAAUCGAUCUUGUUUGCCUUUGAGAGUGGUUUUCUUUAAAAUGAUGGAGCAGGAUAUGAUUAACGGCCAGGACAAUGAUAUUGACGAGGCAGUAGAAGAUGGCGUCGUGAACGGCGAUAUUGCUGGAAAAGCCGGUCCAGGUGAUUCUAAGGCUAUUGACUCAGUUUCUGUGGAUAACAGAAUUAAGCGCAAAGCUAGAAGGCUGAUCAAGCAGCUAAGCAAGGAAGUUGUAACAAAUGGUACGUCGGUUGCUCUUCGCAAAAAUAGCCGUCGACCAAGAAAUGGUUUUGGCAGAGGACUGCCGAAGAAAGGUGGUGCCGGAGGUAAAGGAGUUUGGGGUAAACUGGGAUCAGAACUGGAGGAAGCUGAUGUUGACAUGAAUGAUCCAAAUUAUGAUGAUGAUUCUUUGGACAGCGGAGAUGUUGCACUUGAGACAAUCAUUCCACAGUUAUCAGAAGAGGAAAUUAGGAAAGCUGCCGAACCUAUUAUUCUGGAAUAUUUUGAGCAUGGUGACACAGCUGAAGCAGCAUUAGCUUUUGAUGAACUAAACUGUGCCAACAAGAGGUUUAUGAUUCCUAUGCUGGCUAUAGAAAUUGCCAUGGAUCACAAACCAUCUCACCGUGAAAUGACAUCGGUCCUGAUAUCAGACUUCUAUGGCCGUGUCGUUUCACAGAAAGACAUUGCCUUAGCAUUUGAUCUCCUGUUGAAAAAUCUUCCUGAUCUUAUUUUGGAUACACCUGACGCAGCCACAGUUCUGGGCAAUUUUAUUGCAAGAGCAGUGGCUGAUGACUGUCUUCCUCCCAAAUUUGUCAUGAGCUACAAGGACAAGGUGGAAUGUGAGCAUGCAAGGAAAGCUCUCAGUCGAGCUGAUACUUUGCUUUCCAUAAAGCACGGUAUGGUCAGGCUUGAUAAUGUGUGGGGUGUCGGUGGUGGAUUGAGGCCUGUAAAAUACUUGACACGCCAGAUGACACUACUACUGCAAGAAUACUUAUCAUCAGAAGAUCUUCAGGAAGCGACCAGAUGCUUAUUGGAGCUUGAGGUGCCUCAUUUUCACCAUGAAUUAGUUUACGAGGCUGUUGUAAUGACAAUAGAAGCUAUCAAUGGCCACACAGAAGAACUUAUGUGUAAAUUAUUGAAGUCUCUGUACAGUGCAAUUAUAAUAACACCAGAUAUGAUGGACAGGGGUUUCCUCAGAGUGUAUGAAGAUAUGCCAGAUAUUUGCCUUGAUGUUCCUCUAGCUUAUACAGUUUUGGAAAGAUUUGUAGAAAGAUGUCAGAAAGCUGGAAUCCUUGGCGAAGAGGUUAUUAAGAAGCUGCCCUCGAGGGGCCGCAAGCGUUUUGUGUCUGAGGGUGAUGGUGGUCGUGUGAAGAGCUAUGAUUUUGUUUGAAAGAAGAUGGACACACACACACAUACAACUGACAUCAGUAUGAAAGUUGAAAGCUAGAUUGAAGUUGAAAGAUAGUUUGCCAUAUCAUUCUUAUGUGUCCAGUUGGCAGAGGCAAGAGUACCCAUGGCUUCCCACUGUGCAGUGUACAUGUUUUAUGUCAGUUACGUGCAGCAUUGUGCACAGAGUUACAAAAGAUCCUCAAUGAGGAUUUCCCUUCUUCAUUAUUUUCAAUUUAGUUUUUUUAUGAUUUUGAUUACUUUCUAUUUUCCACACUCAUUCUACCAGCUACUCUUAUACAAAAACAGAGUUAAAGAAGUAUUUAAAAUGUAAUUUGUGUGUUUGAGUUAUUUUGUUAGUACUAUCACUUAGGUAACAGCAUUUGCAUUUUCUUUUAUCAUCUUUUCUAUUUAGAGUGUUGAUGUGGCACAUCGAAUAACAUCUUAAUAGUGCACAAGGCACAUUUUGUCACCAUUCCAAAUGGAUAUCAAUGUAACUGGGGAGCAUAUGUUGAAAUAAAUAACAGAUAAGGUGAUUAAAUGAAAUUUUAUUCAUAUCAAUACACUUGAUUUAACAGUAUUGUGAUUGGCUUCAUUCUUGGUUGAUUCGUGAUAGUAUGAGACAAGUAGAAACUUUCCCCUGUUAAAACUGCAUUGGAUUAGUUCCACUUGCUAAUGAAAUUAAAAAACUUUUUGACCUUCUUAAGAAAAUAAAACUACUCAGAAAUAUUUAUGAAUUAUGAAACUGUCAUGAUGCGAAGUAUCUUCCUUGAGGAACAGGGAUUGUGGAGAAUAAAACUGAAUCAUAGCUGCACCUGUCAUACUACUAGUCCUUGUCUCUGUACGAUCCAGUCAUAUAUGAUGAAAUAAAGAACAAUCUGAGGGUGCCGAAAAUAUGGCAAGGAGGUCAUUGGAGGCUAAAAGGAGCAACAUUGUUUUGUUGUGUGUAGUAAACAAAUGUGUUCUCAGUUAAGAUAAGAUUUUAAAUUAAUAUUCGGAUUGACCGACAGUUCUGCCUGUGUUGUGCAAGUUUAUCUAGCAUUUAUAUGUCUAGUGUGUUGGUAUACCAUAUUCCUAUAUUCUCAAGGAAGCUACUAGAGAUUGACAACUGAUGCAUUUACAGAAUAUUAUUUUUAACAUGAGAGAAAUUAGAGAAGUUGAUUUAUUACUCUGAACUGUUUUGUUUGUUGUCAUAAUUGUAAUGCAAGCUUUGUUCAUAUCUGUCAAUUUGUAAUGUUGUGACUCAAUGACUGAUUACAUAAUCAUCAUCAUCAUCAUAUUUGUCGUCUUCUUCUUCUUCUUCUUCUUCUUCUUCUUCUUCUGUCUUUAAAUCAUGAUCUACUUAUAGUGUCUCAGACCCAUCACUAUCAUCUGCACCCCAAAUAACUUCAAUUGUGUGAAGAAAACAGGUAAAAAUAAUGCUGCCAAUAGUGAGAUGUGAUUUUUGUUUUAAGAUAGUGGAAAUAAUCUUCCAUUUUGAACAUAAUAUGUAUGGCAUAUAAUGUCGAUUUUGAGAAGAUUUCUUAUGGUAAUAUGAUAGUCAUAGAAAUUUUCAUUCUCUUCUCAAAGACCAAAAAAUGUAAUGCUAUUUCACCUUUAAAAAAAAAAAAUGAAGAUGUCACUCACCUUAUUCUGUUAUUUGUAUAUGGUGUGCAAAGUGUAAGCAGGAAAUAUUUCCUUUGUUCUGUGUUAGGUUGCAUACACUAAAUGUCGAAUAACUGCCUCAUUUUGUAGAAAUGGGUAAUGAAACUGUUUAGUUUUUCCUUUGUGUGUGUGUGUGUGUGUGUGUGUGUGUGUGUGUGUGUGU
Messenger RNA from Schistocerca nitens (vagrant locust), 3331 nucleotides. RefSeq names its product programmed cell death protein 4 (gene Pdcd4). Gene Ontology annotation, biological process: negative regulation of DNA-templated transcription. Lineage: Eukaryota; Metazoa; Arthropoda; Insecta; Orthoptera; Acrididae. The transcript has 10 exons. The coding region runs from base 182 to 1528 and encodes 448 amino acids. Gene Ontology annotation, cellular component: cytosol; nucleus. The record is from RefSeq and is a predicted model, not a curated record.